UUCUAUUCCAGAUGAUGUUGAUAUUGACCAAGCCAGCAACAAUAGAGCCACUGAUCAACCUGUUCAUGACCAUGCUGAUGAUUUACAUGAGGUUUCAUCUGCAUCCUGACCGUGUUGAUGGACAGACCAAUCCAUCUACAGAGGGACUUACCAUACUAGCGGAAGGACCGAGCCAGAGGCAACCAGCUGUAGGACAUAGCUUGGGGGAACCAACCUUCUCAAUGACCGCUCAAACAGCACGAGGAGUCGUUCACUGCUGUGAAUGUAAUAAACCUCGACUCUACUACAGUCGCACCAAGUUGACAAGCAAACAAAACCUCUUGAUAGCUAAAUGUAUAUCUAAAUUCACCUUUACCUGUGGGGCUCCUAUUGCCCAUCCUUCUUACUUGAGUUUGUAGAGGUGUAGUAUCCAGAAAACUCACAUGUGGCAACCGAUUGA
Mya arenaria is the source of this 439-nucleotide messenger RNA. RefSeq lists its product as uncharacterized. The record is from RefSeq and is a predicted model, not a curated record. Bases 12 to 398 code for a protein of 128 amino acids. NCBI's taxonomy places the organism in Eukaryota, Metazoa, Mollusca, Bivalvia, Myida, Myidae. The transcript is spliced from 2 exons.